Messenger RNA from Alligator mississippiensis (American alligator), 3645 nucleotides. RefSeq names its product transcription factor binding to IGHM enhancer 3 (gene TFE3). Gene Ontology annotation, cellular component: nucleus. The coding region runs from base 1636 to 2946 and encodes 436 amino acids. The record is from RefSeq and is a predicted model, not a curated record. NCBI's taxonomy places the organism in Eukaryota, Metazoa, Chordata, Crocodylia, Alligatoridae. Gene Ontology annotation, molecular function: DNA-binding transcription factor activity, RNA polymerase II-specific; RNA polymerase II cis-regulatory region sequence-specific DNA binding; protein dimerization activity. Gene Ontology annotation, biological process: regulation of transcription by RNA polymerase II. The transcript is spliced from 9 exons.
GGGGACGGGGGUCCCCCAGCCCCCCUUAGCGGUGCCCCUCACUCCUGAUCCGCAGCCCCACUUUCCUACCCCACGGGCACCCCUAAUUCCCAGUCUUGCCCUGAGACCCCAGCCCCGUUGCUUCCCACGCAUUUCUUAUCCUCCUCCCUUGUGAGACCUUAUAGUUUAGAUAGAGGCUGUGGGUCGGGAGUGAGGGGCAAUAAUAAGGGGGGGCUGUGGGUCAGGAGUGAGGGGCACCACGGGGCCAUUGCAGUAGCCCAUCAGUUCUGCAUCCUCUUGCAAGAACGAAUCUUCACUAGCCGGGGCCUGAAGACUUGACUGUCCAGGUUGGGUGAUGCUUCAGCACAGGGACCCAUGCCUUGGCCUGUACCUGUAGUGCAGGAUCCUGGGGGUCCCCUGGGCACCUGGGCUCUCUGGGAGCAGAGCUGGGGGCUGGUGGCCCGUACGCCUUGAUUCUCUGGGGAUCUCAUGGCUUUGGGCCAGCCUCAGCCCAGCUCCCAGAUUCCUGGGUUCAUUUGCUGUCCUGCCUGGCGCCAGCGCUGGGACCCAAGUGUCCGAGUUUGCUUCCCCCCCCACAUAGCUCCGCGGUGCCCUUCACUCCCGACCCAUAGUCCCCCGCAUAGGCUCGCGGGGAGGGGGGCAGAAUCGGAACCAUUGGCGCGGCGAGGAGGUCCCAAGGCCCCACCCAGAGCCGGCAGGGAACCCGGGCUUCGCGUAGCUCGCACCCUGUAGGCCCUAGAGCGGUAAGGAACCUAGGCGUCCAGGCUCCCUACUCCGCCCCCCUCCAGACCCCACUUGCCUUCUAGACCCCAGAAGGAACUCAGGCGUCCUGGCCGCCAGCAUCCCCCUCAACCCUCCAGGCCCCGCUCCCUCCUCAGAUCCUAGAGAGAACCCAGGAGUGCAGGCCCUACUGACCCCCCUUUCCUCUCCUAGAGUGAACCCAAGCGUCCGGGCCACCUUCCCCGGCUCAGGAAGGGUUAAAUCCCCACGCCUAUAGUUUCCUGGAAUUGAGUGCGGUCUCUUUAAGAGGGCGGGGCUUCGGUGUCCAAGGGGCGGGGCCUGGGCGCUGUGUGCUGCCCCCUGGUGUCCGCGCGCGCUGCCCCGGACAGCCCCGCCUCCAGGCCGCUACCGGCGCUUCGCGAGCGCCCUUGUCACCUGCUUCACGGGGAGUCGUACGUCCGGGCCACAUGUGCGUGUGCGUGCGUGUGCGGGCGCCCAGGACUGUUGGGUUCUGUGUGUGCGCGUGUGUGCGGGUGCGUCCCGGACGCUUGGGUUCCGUGCGCGCCCCGCCCAUGCCUGGGUGUGCGGUAGCUGGCCUGCCCGGGCGGGCGCGGCCCCCCGCACAGCCUCGCACGAGGGCGCUACUCCCCCAGACCCUGCAGCCCGCGCCCGCAGGGCACCACCCGGCGUGACAUGCGCCCGCGUGUCCCAGCCUCAGCCCCCUGCUGCCGGAGUCGGGCAUCGUAGCCGACAUAGACGUGGAGAAGCUCCUGGCCCUGCCCAGUGACGCCUGCUACCAGCUCAAGAGCCAGCCCCUGGAGGCCGGGUAGGCGGGACCGGCCGGAAGUGGGGCUAGGCUGGCGCAGCCCUCCCUCAGGCCCAGUGGCACUGCCAGCCCCCAGCCCUGCUCCCACAAUGUCAUCACGUGUGUUGCUGCGGCAGCAGCUGAUGCGGGCCCAGGCCCAGGAGCAAGAGAGGCGGGAGCAGCAAGCAGCUGCCGCCUUCCUGCCCCCCCCCGGGACUGCACCUGCCCCCUCCCCUGCCAUCGCUGCCCCCCUGCCCCGCUCCACCACUGCUGCCCAGGUGCCCGUCGAGGUUCUCAAGGUGCAGACCCACCUGGAGAAUCCAACUCGCUACCACCUGCAAGAGGCGCAGCGACAGCAGGUCCGUCAGUACCUGUCCACCACCCUGGGAUCCAAGCUGGCAGCCCAGGCUCUAGCUGGCACCAGCCCAGCUGUCCCACCCUCAACACCUACAGCUCAGCCUCAGGCAGCCUCAGUACCCCCCGCUGGCCCCAGCAGUGCCCCCAACAGCCCCAUGGCCUUGCUGCACAUUGGAUCCAGCUCUGAGAAGGAGAUUGAUGAUGUCAUAGACGAGAUCAUCAGCCUUGAGUCGAGCUAUAACGACGAGAUGCUAAACUACAUGCCUGUGGAUGGGGGCUUGCAGCUGCCCAGCACGCUGCCAGUGGCUGGCAAUCUGCUGGAGGUUUACCGCAGCCCGGGCCCUGGGGAGGUGCCUGGGGGCCCCGUCAGCAACUCCUGCCCUGCCGAGCUGCCCCACAUCAAGGCUGAGCUCUCAGAGACAGAGGCCAAGGCGCUGCUCAAGGAAAGGCAGAAGAAGGACAACCACAACCUGAUUGAGCGGCGGCGACGGUUCAACAUCAAUGACCGGAUCAAGGAACUCGGGACCCUCAUCCCCAAGUCCAAUGACCCGAGGGAGUUCAGGCACCUGCCUCCUCCCCACAGGGAAAUGCGCUGGAACAAGGGCACCAUCCUCAAGGCCUCGGUGGACUAUAUCCGCAAGCUGCAGCGCGAGCAGCACCGGGCACGGGAGCUGGAGCUGCGCCAGCGCCGCCUCGAGGCUGCCAACCGCAGCCUGCAGCUGCGAGUUCAGGAGCUGGAGAUGCAGGCGCAGCGGCACGGACUUCCGGCCCCAGCACCUGCUGUCUCUGUCUCUGCCCGGGCUGAUGCCUCCGACCCAGGCCCCGCCCCCGGUGAGGUCCCACCCCCUCCCGCCUGCCUGCUGGACUUGGCAUUGGCGGCGGAGGACUUGGGCUUCCCCCUGGGUCUGGGCGGAGGUGGCGCCUUCGAGGACGUCCUCAUGGAGGACGGAGGCGGCCCCCUGUCCCCGCUGGGCGCCAGCGACCCCUUGCUCUCGGCCGUUUCCCCCGUUGCCUCCAAGGGCUCCAGCCGUCGCAGCAGCUUCAGCAUGGAGGACGAGUCAUGAGGGUGAAAGGAGGGGAGGGUUGGAGGUUUCCCACUUAAAGGCAGGCCUUGCCCCCUUUCAGAGAGGUGGUGCCUUUCAAGGCAAGCCCCACCCUUUCUGAGGCUGGUUUCACUGCUUUAAGGCAGAUUCUACCCUCUAGGAGAGAUUUCGCACCUUUAAGGGCAUGUCUGCCCCUUUAAAACAGGUCCUGCCCACUGAAAGAGGUGGGGGGGAGACUACUGUCUCUGCGAGGAAGUUCCUAACGCCCAGCUUUAAGGCAGGCCGGCCCCACCCACUUCUAGGAAGCUGUUCCUUUAAGAAGGCCCCACCGUCUCCAUAACCCUCCUCUCAGCCCUUCCCUCCCCUAGCCUGGCCCCUCAGUCAUGUUAGCAGAGCCCACCCUUCCUUUUUUAGUCCCACCCGUCUCUUCAUUAGGGGGCGGGGCUUGCCAGCAAGGGAGCCAAGCCAGGGCCUGCCUGUCUUUAACCCUCACUUCAUUUUAUAUAAGCCCCUCCCCUUUUAUGUUACUGUUCAGCUCGUGGUAACGCCUCUGGCUACAGCAGACAGCAAACCCAGCCACUUCCCCUACCCCGAGAAUGGCGGGGGCAGGGACAUGAGGGGGAGGGGCUGGCUCCACCCCCUCAGUCUCACCCUCCAAUUUUGUACAUGGGAAGUUAUCCAGAUCCUGAUGAAUAAACCUGCCAGGGAGUGCUUUUCUAA